Molecule: messenger RNA, 2376 nt
Organism: Passer montanus (Eurasian tree sparrow)
Lineage: Eukaryota; Metazoa; Chordata; Aves; Passeriformes; Passeridae
Gene: NPL
Product: N-acetylneuraminate pyruvate lyase
Exons: 14
Coding region: 722-1750 (342 amino acids)
Biological process (GO): N-acetylneuraminate catabolic process
Molecular function (GO): N-acetylneuraminate lyase activity; 4-hydroxy-tetrahydrodipicolinate synthase activity
Source: RefSeq, a predicted model, not a curated record
UUACCUGUGGGAAUGGAGCAGUGUAGAGAAAGGGGAUUUCUGGAGGAACAAGAUGACCCUCUAAGGGAAAUAUAUGUGCUUUGUAAGGAGCUGUUAAUAAGGCAGAAACCCAGAGGGUGAUCUCUGCAUGCACACAGCCCACAGUGAGCAUAUUUUGGCGUGGAGGAGGAAUACCACAGCCCCAAACUCCUGAGGUUAUUAUGUGAAUCCAUGGAAAAUGUGCUCCUGAAUCACACAACAGGGGAUUGUUCUCUCUGCAGGCACUGGGUGCUCUCAAAACACACUCUAAUGGAAGAUCUGAAAGUGCACACUAAAGACAAUUUUAAAAAAUAUUUUUGGAAGUUUAUUGCUAUGAAUCUGUUCAGGGCAGAACCUUGUCUUAGGGGAUGCUGGUAGUCUGCUGGGAGCAGAUUUGAAUGCUGGCCCAGCUGCAGUUCUGGUGGGAUGGGGAGGAUUGUGCUGUGCAUGACUGCCAUGGAGCCCACACUCCACAGUGGACUCAUCUGGUAACACCUCAUGUUGGGCUGCAUGCAAGGAGCAGGAAGCCUGAGCUCCGUUUGCCUUUCUGACAGGGACAUGGAUCCGUCUGUGUGUCCCAGAGCAGGGACACUGCUGUCAUUGGGAGUGCUUCCAGCACCUCGGCAGGGCUGUGAGGACACUGGUGAGAUAAUUACGGAUACCUCAAACCAGCCUUAUCUCUUGCACAGAGCAUGAGCGCUCGAUGGCACCCCGAAAGAAGUUAAAGGGUCUCGUAGCUGCUACCAUCACUCCAAUGACUCCGGACGGAGUGAGAUUCCCCUGUCUCUGCUUCCUUCUGUUGCCAGCAAGUACUAUGGCUUUCGCUUUGGAGAGUUUGGAUCAAUCUCAUAUCUCCAUUUCUGUUGCUUUAAAAAUUAACCUCCCAGUGAUUCGUCAGUACGUGGAUUAUCUGGUAAACGAGCAGAAUGUGAAGAACGUUUUUGUGAAUGGCACAACAGGAGAAGGCCUAUCCCUUAGCAUCCAGGAGAGGAAGCAGUUGGCAGAAGAAUGGAUGUGCCAGGGAAAAGACAAAUUGGACCACGUGAUCAUUCAUGUGGGAGCACUGAAUCUGCCAGAGUGCCAAGAGCUGGCAAGACACUCAGCAGCCAUAGGUGCUGAUGGCAUUGCUGUCAUAGCCCCCUUCUUCUUCAAACCCACAAACAAAGAUGAGCUGGUUGCUUUCUUACAGAAGGUUGCAUCUGAAGCCCCUGAGGUGCCAUUUUAUUACUAUCACAUUCCUCCUCUGACGGGUGUGAAGAUUCGUGUGGAGGAGCUGCUGGAUGGGAUAAAAACACAGAUCCCCACCUUCCAGGGUGUGAAGUUCAGUGACACGGACCUCUUGGACCUGGCACAGUGCAUCCACAAGAAUGGAACAGGGGAGUUUGAAUUUCUUUAUGGGGUGGAUGAGCAACUGUUGGGUGCACUGGCACUAGGGGCAAAUGGAGCAGUUGGAAGUACAUACAACUAUUUGGGCCGACAAACCAAUCUGAUGUUGCAAGCCUUUGCAAAGCCAGACUUUGCCUUGGCACAGCAGUAUCAGUUUCUCACUGGGGAAUUUCUCAACUUUGUCAUCAAACUGGGGUUUGGUGUUGCACAGACUAAAGCUGUAAUGACUUCUGUCUCUGGCAUUCCCAUGGGACCUCCACGGCUUCCGCUUGUUGCUGCCUCCAGUGAGUUCAUUGCAAAGGCCAAAGCCAAGCUGGACAGCAUUGUGUGGCCUAAUGGUGACUGAUCAUGGAGUCAUGGAAUCAUUACAUGGAGAAAGACCUCUAGGACCACCAGGCCCAACCACUAACCUGACACUCCUGAGUGCACCACUAAGCCACAUCCUCAAGUGCCACGUGUAUGAUGUUGUUCACUUCAUGUCCAUCUGGAGGUUUCUUUUCUGGGAUUCUCUGCCAUGUGACACAUCCCCCACAUGAUGGGCAGGAUUUCUUUCAGGGAACUGGCAAUGUGCCCAAGCCCCUUCCUGUCAGGGCUGGCUUUGCUGGGGCACAUGUGCCUGACAUUUUACACUGCUCCCCUGGAGCUCUGCACGUUCCAGGACUGACUGGAAUUGUUUAAUUAAAAAAUACAAUUUUUUCCCAGUUGGAGGAGAAUGCUGAUGACUUUUGCCUAGAAAGGAGGAAGAUCUGUCUCUACCCACUCUCAGCUGGAUGGUGUUUUGUCCUCUCCAUGAGGACACUACAUUGUGGAUUUAAACAACAGUAUGACACCAUCAGGUUGCUCAGGCUGGUAUCUGUUCAUCAGAGUCACUGGGACAUUGUCUGUGCAUGUAAAAUCCUGCUUCUGUCUGAUCUCUGUGUUUCUACACCUUAAUGCAAAAUUAAAAAAAGAAGUCCCUUUUGUGACAGCAAA